GCAGCUGUUUAGAAUUUUCUUUAAGAUUAUGUAAAACGGAUAAAACUUCAUCAUGGAUUCAAAUAGAAGUCCAUUGAAUAAAAUCCAGGAGAAAAAAGACAAUAUGGAUGAUUAUGAAGAACAUGAAAGUUUACUGGAUGUACACGUACGCGAUCAACAUUGUGUUACUCAAAUUUUCAUACAGGGUAUGAAAUGUCAAUCAUGUGUACGUAAAAUUGAAGAGAAUUUGAAAAGCAAGCUCGGAGUAGUGACAAUUAAAGUGAUUCUCGAUGAAAAGUUAGCAAAUGUCGAAUACGAUCCAACACUUACAAAUCCAGCGGAUAUUUCACAAUCAAUUGUUAAUCUCGGAUUUAAUUCAUACACAAGCGAAAACAGUAAUAACAGUGAAAUUAGUUUAACAGUUUACAUCAAUGGGAUGCGAUGCAAGAAAUGUGUGAAUAAUAUCGAAUCAAAAAUUUCAAUUUUGUCUGGCGUUGUAAAAAUUAAAGUUGAAUUAGAAGAUAAAUUGGCCAAUGCAACGAUUGAUAAAAAUGUGAUAUCAGCCAAUGAACUUGUUGCCGCAAUCGCAAAUCUCGGAUUCAAAGCAAGUUUAAAUCCAAUAAAGGAUGACGAAAUUAAAGAAACAAACUCAAAAACUGAAGCAGACAAUGCAACAAGUAGCAUCAAUAAUAUUAAGAAAGGAUAUUUUCAAGUUCAAGGAAUGACAUGUGCGAGUUGUGUGUCAGCGAUAGAGAAACACUGUCGGAAAAUUGUUGGAGUUGAUUCUGUUUUGAUAUCACUUUUAGGUGCAAAAGCUGAAAUUAAAUAUGACGAGAAGUUAGUAAAAGCUGAAGACAUUGCAGCAUCCUUAACAAGCCUUGGCUUUCCUACCGAAGUUAUUUACGAACCCGAUGCAGGUCUUAACAGUGUUGAAAUAGAAAUUCGAGGAAUGACAUGUGCAUCAUGUGUAAAUAAAAUUGAACAAUCAGUUUUGAAGAUCAAAGGUGUGACGAAAGCGUCAGUCGCAUUGACAACCCAAAGGGGAAAAUUUGAAUACAACAGUGAAGAGACGGGACCAAGAGAAAUCUCUGAACUCAUAUCUGACUUAGGAUUCGAAGCAACAGUGCUAAGCAAGCGAGAUAAAAUGUCUUACGGUUAUCUUGAAAAUAAACGAGAAAUUGCUAAAUGGCGGAAUACUUUUUUGUUUUCACUCGCUUUCGGUGGUCCCUGCAUGAUUGCAAUGACAUAUUUCAUGAUAAUGAUGGAAAUAGAAGGACAUGAAAAUAUGUGUUGCUUGCUUCCGGGCCUUUCACUUGAGAAUCUUGUAAUGUUUGUUUUGUCAACGCCAGUUCAAUUCAUCGGCGGAUAUCAUUUUUAUAUUCAAGCUUAUCGAGCGUUAAAGCAUGGAAGUAGCAACAUGGAUGUGCUUAUUAGUAUGGCAACAACAAUCAGUUAUUUAUAUUCUGUCAUUGUCUUAUCAAUUGCCAUGCUUCAAUCUCAUAAAACUUCACCACUAACAUUCUUUGAUACACCAGCGAUGCUUUUUAUUUUCGUUUCUCUUGGUCGUUGGUUGGAAAACAUUGCAAGGGGAAAAACGUCGGAAGCAUUGUCAAAAUUAUUGUCACUUAAGCCGACAGAUGCUUUGAUUGUUUCGAUUGGAAAGAACAAUGAAGUGUUAAGCGAGAAGCCAAUUCCAGUUGACUUAAUUCAACGUGGUGACAUUUUGAAAGUUGUGCCCGGUACAAAAAUACCCGUCGAUGGAAAAGUUAUUCUCGGAUCGUCAUCGUGUGAUGAAAGUUUAAUUACAGGAGAAUCAUUUCCUGUUGUGAAACGUGAAGGUUCAGUUGUCAUUGGCGGUUCUUUAAAUCAAAACGGUUUGUUAUUAAUGGAAGCAACGCACACUGGUGAAAACACAACAUUAGCACAAAUUGUUCGAUUAGUUGAAGAAGCACAAACGUCAAAAGCUCCAAUUCAACAAUUAGCAGAUAAAAUUGCUGGUUUUUUUGUUCCAUUUGUAAUCAUCGUGUCAACAAUAACAUUAAUUGGAUGGAUCAUUAUCGGUUAUAUAAACAUUGACUGGCUGCCAAUCUCAACAUCAUCACGACAAGGAUUCUCUGAUAUUGAAAUUAUUAUGACUUACUCAUUCAAAUGUGCAAUAAGUGUUCUUGCAAUUGCAUGUCCUUGUGCUUUAGGACUUGCAACACCGACGGCAGUUAUGGUUUCAUCAGGAAUUGGAGCUUUAAAUGGAAUUUUAAUUAAAGGUGCUGCACCAUUGGAAAACGCACAUAAAGUAAAGACAGUUGUCUUUGAUAAAACUGGAACAAUUACUUAUGGAAUGCCGAUGGUAUCAAAAUGUACGAUGUUUGUUAAGCCAAAAAUUUGUUCACUUGCGAGAGUUUUAACAUGCAUUGGAACUGCUGAGAAUAAUUCGGAACAUCCAAUUGCGACGGCUGUUGUUAAAUAUGUUAACGAAUUUCUUCAGACCAACUCUUUGGGAAAAUGUUCAAAUUUUAUUUCUGUUCCUGGAUGUGGCAUUAGAUGCACAGUGUCAAAUAUUGAACGAGCUGUCACAGCUGCUUCAAGAUCUGAGAAAUACAUAAACUUUGAAAACUCUUACAAAAGUAACAUCUCAAGAAAGGAUAAAGUGUUGAGAACACUUGACAAUGUGAUAUUUGAAGAGUUAAUUCCUGACACAAAUGAACUUAACGACUCAAUUGUCGAAGAUAAUAAUUCGGAGAAGUUUUCAAGCUUUAAUGAAUUAAUUGUUUUAAUUGGAAAUCGUGAAUGGAUGCACAGAAAUGGGAUUAUAAUACCAGCAGAAGUAAAUCAAAUGCUGAUAACGGAAGAGUCGUGUGGAAACACGGCGAUACUUUGUGCAUUAAAUAACACUUUGAUGUGCAUGAUAUCGGCAGCAGAUAUGCUGAAGUCAGAAGCAAUGUUAGCGAUUUACACGCUCAAGAAAAUGAACAUUAACGUUAUCUUGUUAACGGGCGAUAAUAAAAACACAGCAAGUAGCAUUGCGCAACAAGUUGGAAUCAGAACAGUUUACGCUGAAGUGCUUCCUUCUCACAAAGUCGCAAAAAUUCAAAGACUUCAAGAAUCUGGCGAUCGUGUUGCAAUGGUUGGUGAUGGUGUCAAUGAUAGUCCCGCUCUGGCACAAGCUGACGUUGGUAUUGCUAUUGGAAAAGGAACAGACGUUGCUGCUGAAGCAGCCGAUGUUGUACUUAUGAGAAAUGAUUUAUUGGAUGUAGUCGCAUGUUUAGAUCUUUCAAGAAAAACUGUGAAAAGAAUUCGAUUAAAUUUUCUUUUCGCAAGUAUGUAUAACAUUCUGGGGAUUCCCAUUGCUGCAGGUGUUCUAAGUCCAUUUGGUAUCAUGCUUGAACCGUGGAUGGCAGCAGCUGCUAUGUGCUUAAGUUCAGUUACCGUUGUUUGUGCAUCACUUUUAUUAAAACUUUACCGUAAACCAACUAAAGCAUCUUUAAUGACGGAAGAUUUCAUGGUUUAUGCUCAAUGUAUGAAUAAUAAUCUUGAUGAUAUAUCGAUACAUCGAGGUAUUGACGAUAUUCCACGACCAAAUUUCAAUUUAUCUAAUAGUUCCAUAGUGUCAAGGAUUAUCACAACGAUUCGAGGUGGAAAUGAGAAAGACAUGAAGACUCAACACUUGUUAGCAGAAGACGAUGACUAUUUAAAUCUACAAAUAUGAAAUUUACAACAUUUAAAUCCACUUGAUUAAUUUUUUAAUAGUUUAAACCAUGUUAAAGAAAAUCAUUAAUCAUAAUAAAGACAUCAACAUGUUUUAUAUUUUAUCUUACGUUUCUAAGAAGAAAAAAGUUUAUUAAAUUGCUAUUUGUUUACAACAUAUACAACAGUCGAAGUAUUUUUACUACUCUUUUCCUUUCAGUGGUUUAAAUGGAUCACUCCAUACUCUCAUGUUCCCCGGCUGAACUUCUUCCUGAUUAAUUCCCUGUCGAUUCCUUUUUUGAAUUUCUUUAUACUUUUGAGGAUUUCUCAUUGGUUCAAUGAUUAUUGGAUAGAUUGCAAGACCAAUAAAACCUACGAUUGACCCAAUAAAGGCAGCGUAUUUCCAUCCUUUUAAUAACACCGGUGCCAUAGCUAUAUUCUUAUUAGAAUUUAAAAAUCGAAAAUUGUUCCAAUUAUUUACUUUUUUACGGAGCC
Clunio marinus is the source of this 4155-nucleotide messenger RNA. Lineage: Eukaryota; Metazoa; Arthropoda; Insecta; Diptera; Chironomidae. The record is from the annotation of a GenBank genome assembly.